Molecule: messenger RNA, 6116 nt
Organism: Neofelis nebulosa (Clouded leopard)
Lineage: Eukaryota; Metazoa; Chordata; Mammalia; Carnivora; Felidae
Gene: CAMKMT
Product: calmodulin-lysine N-methyltransferase
Exons: 11
Coding region: 116-1036 (306 amino acids)
Cellular component (GO): cytoplasm
Molecular function (GO): calmodulin-lysine N-methyltransferase activity
Source: RefSeq, a predicted model, not a curated record
GGUGCGCGCGCUGGGGCGGUCGGAGCUCACAGGUCCUGACUGGGAACCAGUAGACAGGUCCUGGCAGGGGAGAGUUGUGGUCGCCACGGCGCGGGGUAUAGGCGGGUUUAACGGGAUGGAGUCGCGAGUCGCGGAUGCCGAGGCCCGCGAGGCUCAGAGUGCUGCGGCCGAGGGCCCAGCAAGCGGCGAUGCCUCUCAGAGGCUUCCAGUCUCGGAGCCCUUGGGAGCUGCCCGGUGGAAGCUUCUGCGGCAAGUUCUGAAGCAAAAACACCUGGAUGGCUGUCUGCGACACGUAUCUGUGAGAAGAUUCGAAUCAUUUAAUCUGUUUUCAGUAACAGAAGCCCAAAAAAGGACAACUGAAGAGGACGUUGGUGCAUGGAUCCAAUAUACAAGUGUCUUCUAUCCUGAGUACAGCAUUUCUUUAAGGCAUAAUAAUGGAUCUUUGAAUGUUGAAGAUGUUCUUACCAGCUUUGACAAUACAGGAAAUGUUUGCAUCUGGCCAUCUGAAGAGGUUUUGGCUUACUACUGCCUCAAGCACAGUCAUAUAUUCAGGGACCUUGCUGUGUGUGAGCUAGGGGGUGGCAUGACAUGCUUGGCUGGGCUCAUGGUUGCUAUUUCUGCAGAUGUCAAAGAAGUUCUGUUAACUGAUGGGAAUGAAAAGGCCAUCAGAAACGUGAGAGACAUCAUCACAAGGAAUCAGAAGGCUGGUGUGUUUAAAACUCGGAAAAUAUCAAGCGGCGUUUUACGAUGGGAUAAUGAGACAGAUGUCUCUCAACUGGAAGGACAUUUUGACAUUGUUAUGUGUGCUGACUGCCUGUUUCUGGACCAGUACAGAGCCAGCCUUGUUGAUGCAAUAAAGAGAUUACUCCAGCCCAGAGGGAAAGCAAUGGUAUUCGCCCCACGCCGAGGGAAUACUUUAAACCAGUUUUGCAAUCUAGCUGAAAAAGCUGAUUUCUCUAUCCAAAGACAUGAAAAUUAUGAUGAACACAUUUCAAACUUCCACUCCAAGAAAUCUCCCUUCUUUGAGCUAGUCUGACCUUGGCAAGAGACUUUGAACUUGUCAUGAUUUUGCAAGUUGUGAACGCAGAAAAGUUAAGCCCUGACCUUAAUUUUCUCCUGAGAAAAUGGGAAGAGCAUUCUUUAUUACCCAGGACUAUGAUAUAAUGUCGAAGUAUGUUGACUUUUGAAAAAUUAUAUGCAAAGUGGAUCUGAUCUUCAGGCACGAGAAAGAAAGUCCUUACUUUGUGGAGAUGGGUUCACUCUUUUGGGUGUCUAAGGUUUCAUUUAGCCCCCCUGGGGGUGGGGUGGGGGUGGGGGAGGAAACGAUGCUUUGUGAACUGAAAGGGUUAAAUCACCUCCUCUGCCUGGUGGGAUUGCCCUUUGCUUACAGUCAGAAAGUAAAAAGAGAAUGGUGUGUUAUUCAAAUCUGACCUGCUUCUCCAGAAUGAGAUUUUUCCCUUUGCAACCCCUCCCCAGAAUAAAAGGAAAGCCUCUGAGGGCUUUACCAGGUAGGGGAAGGGUCUCUCCUCUACCCAAAGGGACAAAAACAGCCUUCUCUCCUGGAUCGGGCUAGAGCUACAGGGAUCAGCCUGUGGCUGCUUAAAUGCCUUGUCAUUCACCUUCCCCCUAGAACAACAAAUGCUUUCAGUUUCUCAGCCACAGAUCAGGAGAGCAAAGGCAAGGAUUUGUCCACCAGCGGAGAGGGUCAGCGUUGUGCCUGAUACCCUCCGUGUCCUCCCUGCAAGAUUGGAAGUGUGCUGGGCCACGUGAGUCCUUCGUGGCCACGUCUCCUUUGUCUAGAACUUUAGAUUGUCAGCGGCUAGCGGACAGCAGCUGCCUCUAUUUUCAAUGCUGUACACUACCCUGCUAAGCAUAGCACGGUCCAUAAAUCGCUAGACAUGCCUCUUGUAUUUAUAUUGUGUCACGUACCCACAGGUAGGUAGUACUCCGUAAAUAACCAUGGACUGAUUGGUCCCACGGAAGUAAAUUUCCAUAAAUAACCAGGCGGCCUUAGUUUUCAUCUCUUCAUGAUUGCUCAAAAGUUAAAACUCUCCACUUUGCUGACCCUGAGCUAAGAAACAGUUUCCCUCCUCCUCAGCUUAUGAGGAGUUGAGAGUUGCGUGUGGCUCUCAGAAAGUGGAGCCGCCAGGGGAAUAUUCUGCAGGGUUGGGGCGCCCCUGACUACGCGGUACCAACGUGAACCCAAGAUGUGUAUUUUUUAAGGAUGCGGCGGUGGGGAGAGCAGUUGCAGCUGGUCUGGUGUUCUAGCAAAAGAGCGCCUCUGGUCCCUUCUGCCCCGGAAGCACAGAAUGCCCUGCCCUCCUGCUUCGGGCGGCGGCGCUGAUAACCGUGUGCCGCCUGGCGGGUGUGUCGGGGCGGCGCCACCCGGCUCCGGCUCGCACGUGGAGGUCUCCUUUGCAACCGAAGGCCGCCCAGACAGGGCCGCGGGCCAAGGCGGAGGGAGCGGGGAGCGCCCCUGCUCCGCGCGGAGCCCCGGUGCUGUUCUCCGGGGCGCCCCCUCGGGCCCCUGCCCUCCGCCCGCCCCGGGGCUCCGGGGACGCGCUGGGGACCGCGCGGCCGCCGGGAACCUCCACCCUGGCCGCUUUUGUUUGCCGCGUGCUAAUAGCCAGGGCUUAAAAGUUUUCCAUCUUGCGCGGCAAUCAGCUUUCUUCCUCUCCGUCUCUGGCCAAAGCCCCACGGUCCCUGGGCCCAGCCUGCUCGCAAACGGAGGAGCAGCGUUUUCCUUCGGGCUGCGUGUUAUCCUCUUAGCCCUACUGUGUUGGAAUAGAGCGUAACCAGCUGGAGGACUGUAAGACGCCUGAUAAUGCCGCUCUUUUCCGCUGUCCCGUCUUAAUCUUGUUACACAAAUGGUUGUGAAGAGAUUCAUGAAUUUUAAUUUCGCCCUCUGCAUUAGUGCCUCACGUCACUCAUACACAGCUGGCUUCUAUGCUGAGUUUUCCACCCCUCCUCUUACAACAGGGGAAAAAAUUAGUUACAAUCUUGGCAGUAGUGGAAGGUAAAAAAAAAAAAAUCUACAGAUUUAGGCAACCACCCAUGAAGCUGAUUAACAGUCAGUGAUCAGGAGGAACAGCUUUGCCUCUUAAACUUUUCACCUCUCAUUGUUAACUGUGAAAUUUUAUUUCCGUUAAAAAGCAAGCCUGUAAUCAAAACGGUGCCAUUCUGCACUUUUCUGCCAGUGCUUUUGUUAAAUUGUGCCCACACCAUGCAGCCAGCGUGCUCAGGAACCAGGCGGCCGAAGGUGUGGUGUUUUAAAAAAUAUUGCCUUUCUGUUCUUCCAGGCGACGGGGAAGAAAAAUAGAACACUUCCCUCUCCUUCCCAACGUCUUGGUCUCCUCCAGGCUAGGAAUCCCGUGCCUUGCCCGUGUCUCAAAACCUUUAGGAUGUUAAGAUAAGCAAAUUGUUUCUCAAGGUGGAGACCUCACUUGGAGCUUACCGCUGGCUUGAAAUCAGUUGAUAAAAAUACUCUCAUUCAUGCAGUCUUUGAAAUCUACAUGCCACAGGUUUUGGGGUUUGUUUCUGUUUUUGUUUUUUUAACUUUUGCAAAACCACCGGUGUGUUUAUUUUCUGUAUUUUGUAGACUUCGCCGUGAAAACAGCCUUGGGCUCAUUUGUGAAGUCGGUACAUUGUGUUAAAAGUAUGGCCGUAUUGCACUUCUGCUUAUCUAUUCAAAAUGCCACUUUACAAGUGGCUGGUGCUUAUAAUCUGUGUGGUGUGCUGUUGAUAAUUGUGGAUACUGUAAAGGGUAAACAGUCUGAACUCUGUCCCUAGUGCUGCUGCUCGCUCAGCGCCGUGGCGAGGCUGAGCGUGUUACAUCCAAUUAUGAAGUAAAGCAUAAUGUUACUAAUAGCCGCUAAGUAAUUUAGUUGGGUCCUCAAAGACCCUGUUUUAACCGAUGAAAUUGAAAAAUUGUUUUAUUCGCAAUUUGCUUUUUGUUCAUUUUUUUUCAAGGUGGUUUUCAUUUCUUAAAAUUGUAAUUAUCAAUUGAGCAGAGAAGUACAGCCUGGGCAAAUGGAAUUACUCUUAGACCACAUCACAUUCCCUCGUCGACAGCAAGUAUUUCCCAACAGCCUUGUGUGUGUUCAGGUGCCCUGACAUGACAGACUUGGUUCAGAAAUGAUCUGGUGCUGGGGUGUGGUGAUGCCUUUGAGGGGCGUUGGUUCUUCCCCGUGGCAGGAAGGGCUCACAGUCAGUGCGGGGCUGGCCCCUGGCCCCUUCUAGCAAGGAAGCCUCUGCUUUGGCCUCCAGAGGUCAGCACAGAAUCCAAGUUAAAAGUGAUUUCUAACCCAUAUUUACAGAAGAAUUAUUUAUCCCACAUAUUACCUCGGGGACUAUAUAAAGAGCUCAUUUGAGUCUCUGUAUAUUAGUGCAUUGUGAGUGAGUAGGUCAGCUGACUCACGCUGAGUAAUCAACUUUCCUCCAUCCCCAAUCCCUGAGGAAGAACUGAGCUAGCCUGACCCCCUCUUCCCUCUGUAAUGUAUGUCAGCGAGCUCCUAUCACUGGGGCAGCUGGCAACAAAGGUAUUUACAGCUGGCAGGCCCUAGGUAGUGGGUUUGGAUUGGGAAGUUUGUGAAGCCAUUUUCUUGGCCUUUUUUUUUUUUUUUUAAGAGUGAUGUUAAGGGACCGUGUGUUGGGGAUUAACACUGUCACUACUUUGGCGGUAACAAAAUUCCAGGGGAUCUUUCUAAGUAGGCAACUAAUCAUCUGUAAACAAAGCAAAGUCCCGGCUAAGAAAACAGAAGGAAGUUACCUCAGUGACUGCACACCAUCUUUUCUUGUGAAAAUGGAUUAGAGAGUACAGGCGAGGUUGGCUUUCUGUUCCCCAGUGAGGGAGGUAAAGCCGGCCCGUUGCUCCUGGUCCUUACCGGUGAGGGUGUGUCACAGUUUGGGAAUAUGAUUUAGAAGAAACAUGAAAAAAUUCAAGUUAAUAUGCCCCAGACCUAUACUAAUCCAGGAAAGUGUCAUGUUGGAGCCAUUCAUGUAGUUUGGGGGGGGGGGGGGGUGAGGGGAGGUAAUCUGAUUCAAAACAAUAAAAGAAUUGGUUCCGUGUAUUAUUAAAAGAAAUAUUUAUUUCUGAUCCUUAUCACUUAAAAACUGAAUUAACAAUUGGCUCAGAAAUGCCGAUGUCAAAAUACUGAUUUUUGUCUUUAUAAAUAGCAAAUUAUUUUUUGCCAGGAGAAAUAUAAAUAUGACCAUCAAAGUCUUCUGGCCGAAUGAGGAAAAGAGUACUCUAGAUUUGAGAACCUGAUUGGAUUUUUAAAACUACCACGGAAAGGCCCUCAGAACUUCACCUGAAUGGUAUCGAAGCUUGCUGCUCUAUUGUUGGACUCUGUUUUCCUCCUCAGAGAAAAGAGUUUUUGAAUUAUCAUUAAUAUUAACCCCCCCCCCCCCCCCCCAAGGAGCAGCUGGAGAGCCUUCGAAAUGUCUUAGGCCUGGAAACCUGUCCCUUGUGCCCAGGUGCUGCCAGUCUCCAAGAGAUCUGAAAUGCCUGGCCGCCUUGCUCCUGGGGCUCAGGUGUGGGACACGGUAGACCAAGAGCAGAAACUUCGAUGCCAAAUGGCUGGUCUGGUGCAGAUGACUGAGCCUCCAGCUUUCCCUUCACUGAAGUGCCUCACAGUUCAUAGAGGUCACAAAUACUGUCUAUUUAUGAAAAAAAAAACACCCUGCUCUCCUCCUUUCCUCCUUACCUGCCCGCCCCCCCCCCCCCACCCCUCCCACCCUCCCAGGAAACAUCCCAGCCUGGUGCAUGGUACUAUCAUGCCAAUGUCACUGAAACUACUUUGAGUUGCUUUUUUGUGAUUUAUUUUCCAGAACAGUAUAUUCGGGUAAGAAGUCUUCGUUGCAUUCGGCAUGAAAAACUACUGGCAAACCCAUAAGAGACUCUUGAAUACAGAGAACAAACUGAGGGUUGAUGGGGGAGAGGCGGGGGAGAGGGGAAAAUGGGUGAUGGGCAUUGAGGAGGCACUUGGUGGGAUGAGCACUGGGUGUUGUAUGCAAGCGAUGAAUCAUGGGAAUCUACCCCCGAAACCAAGAGCACACUGUAUACACUGUAUGGUAGCCAACUUGACAAUAAAUUAUAUUAAAAAAAAAAAAAAAAA